Molecule: messenger RNA, 1041 nt
Organism: Galendromus occidentalis (western predatory mite)
Lineage: Eukaryota; Metazoa; Arthropoda; Arachnida; Mesostigmata; Phytoseiidae
Product: cAMP-dependent protein kinase catalytic subunit beta-like
Exons: 1
Coding region: 1-1041 (346 amino acids)
Biological process (GO): protein phosphorylation
Cellular component (GO): cAMP-dependent protein kinase complex
Molecular function (GO): cAMP-dependent protein kinase activity; ATP binding
Source: RefSeq, a predicted model, not a curated record
AUGAGCCUCACCCCGCAGGAGCUCUACAGGACAUACCUCGCAAGCGAAGAGAAAAACUUCAACAAGAGAUUCGCCGAUGACGAAUGCCCGAGAGCUCAGUAUGGGGAUUUCAAGCUGUUGAGGACGAUCCGGGCCACCGCCCGUGUGAAAGUGUUCCGCGCUCAGCACCUCAUCACUAGAGAGGAGUGCACUCUCCGAGUGCUGAGGAAGAUUUACUUCAACGAGACCGAGCAGAAGAACACGCUAUCUCGCGAAAAGAAAAUUCAGUAUGCGGCCCGAUCCCCAUUCAUCGACAAACUUCUCUACGCGUUCCAAGACAAUUCAAGUGUAUAUUUCGUCUCCGAGUACCCACUCUAUGGCACCCUUGAGAGGAUAUUCGACCUGUACGACAAGGUUCCGGAGAACUUGAGCAAGCUCAUCGCAGCUCAAAUAAUUCUAGGACUCGAGUAUUUGCAAGCGUGCAAAAUCAUAUAUCGCAACCUGAAGCCAGCGAACAUUCUGCUUUUCCACGAUGGUUACCUGAAAUUGACUAAUUUCAAGCUGGCGUCUAAACUCACGGGCUGGGUCCCUAGCGCCUUCGGGACGAUUCCAUACAUGGCACCAGAACAGUUCGCGACCGAUUCCAUCGACCACAACGUUGACUGGUGGUCUUUUGGUGUGAUACUAUACGAUCUUCUGCUCGGAGACAUUCCCUUCGCUCCCGAUAAAGGGAAGCGCAGUACCGAUUUGAUCAGAAAAAUCAAAAGAGCCGAUAUUAAGCUCGACGCCAAUCAGAAAAAAAUUAUCCAUCCCGACGCAGAAGACCUCAUAAGGAAUCUUCUUAAGAAAGACUUCGCGAGGAGACUUGGCGCCCUCGGUGAUGGCGCCGCAGCCGUGAAGGGCCAUGCCUGGUUCCGGGAGAUCGAUUUCCUCAGUCUCUACGAGAAGAGAAUUCUCAUGAAGUGGGACUUGAAACCUCAAAACUUCGAUACCUUUGUAUCGGCGGACAAUUCUCUGGCAAGCGCGAGGGACUCUCACGGAGGACACUUCAGCGAUUUCUGA